Penicillium brevicompactum is the source of this 3828-nucleotide messenger RNA. RefSeq names its product putative cation chloride cotransporter. The transcript has 5 exons. Gene Ontology annotation, molecular function: potassium:chloride symporter activity. Gene Ontology annotation, biological process: chloride ion homeostasis; potassium ion homeostasis; cell volume homeostasis. NCBI's taxonomy places the organism in Eukaryota, Fungi, Ascomycota, Eurotiomycetes, Eurotiales, Aspergillaceae. The record is from RefSeq and is a predicted model, not a curated record. Gene Ontology annotation, cellular component: membrane. Bases 1 to 3828 code for a protein of 1275 amino acids.
AUGACGACCGAACGAGUCGGAGAAUCCUCCGACUCCCUGUCUCGGCGGCGCCCUAACUUUUCGACUCGAACCGCCCAUGGGGAUGAUUCUCGCCUUGCACCUGGUGACUCGGCUCAUUCCACAUCGGAUGAACGCACUCGACUACUGCCCAAGCCACCCACUCGCUGGCCCCGUCCAUAUGAGCCCACGAACUCGACGCAGCGGUCUGAGAACCAACCAAACGCAUCGUCGACCGAUUAUUUCCAUGGAUUCUCUAGAUGGUGGAAUAAGCAGUCGGGUACCGAGCAAGAGGAAGAGAACCAUGCAGACGCGACGCUGCAAAAUGCGUCUCUGUCUGCGGGCCCACUUCGCGAUGCCAGCGCCGACAGGAAGGACAAGAAUGGACAUCGCUCGAAAUCAGUGGAUGAGCCGAAGAAACUUGGAACGUUCUCCGGUGUCUUCGUUCCUACGACCUUGAAUGUGCUGAGUAUCCUCAUGUUCUUGCGAUUCGGAUUCAUUCUGGGACAAGCUGGUGUGUUGGGUAUUCUAGGUCUUCUGCUUGUGUCAUACACCAUCAACCUUGUGACUACCAUGUCUUUGUCCGCUAUCGCAACGAACGGAACCGUUCGAGGUGGUGGUGCCUACUACCUUAUCUCUCGAUCCCUUGGCCCCGAAUUCGGUGGGUCAAUUGGCAUCGUGUUUUAUCUGGGCUCUGUGUUCAACACUGGUAUGAAUGCUGUGGGACUGGUAGAUUGCUUCACCCAGAACUUUGGAAUACAGUCUGGCGAUUGGGCCAACUUCCUCCUGGAAGGCUUUUGGUGGCAGUACCUUUGGGGAACCGUCAUUCUGGUGUUUUGCACUGCUAUCUGCCUGGCGGGAAGCUCUAUAUUUGCCAGGGCAAGCAAUGGCCUCUUGGUCAUAUUGUUGGUGGCCACUUUCAGUAUUCCACUUUCAGCGAUUUUCUUGAAGCCUUUCCCGGUUCCUCGUCUGGGCGUGGAGUUCACAGGACUCCGCCUGAAAACAUUGAUGGGAAAUCUCAAGCCCCAUCUCACCAAAGGAGCCGCCGGAAGUCAGAUCAAAGGGCGCGAAAAUUUCCAAGAUCUAUUUGGAAUUCUGUUUCCGGCCACAGGAGGCAUUUUUGCCGGUGCGAGCAUGUCUGGUGAUCUCAAGAACCCCAGCAAGGCUAUUCCGAAAGGUACCCUGUCUGGCUUGGCCUUGACAUUUGUCUCCUAUGGACUUGUCAUACUCGCUAUGGCGGCUUCCGUUACUCGGGAGUCCUUCUAUAACAACGUGAACGUGAUCCAAAUCGUCAAUGCUUCGGAUAGUGUCAUUCUCCUUGGAGAAUUCGCAACCAGUUUCUUCUCGGCUUUGAUGGGAGUCAUUGGAUCCGCAAAGUUACUGCAAGCUAUUGCACGGGAUAGUCUUCUGCCUGGUAUUGGAAUUUUCGCUCAAGGAACGAAGAAGACCGACGACCCAGUUUAUGCCAUCCUUGUGACUUAUGUGUUCGCCCAAGUCACAAUGCUUUUCGAUAUCAAUCGCAUCGCAUCUUUCGUUACAAUGACUUACCUGAUGACCUUCUUGGUGACGAAUCUUGCGUGUUUCUUGUUAAAGAUUGGCUCUGCGCCGAACUUUCGCCCGUCGUUCCACUACUUCAACUGGCAGACCGCAGCAGCAGGUACACUGGUCAGUGGUGUUAGCAUGUUUUUCGUCGACGGGCUGUAUGCUACAGGAUGUGUGGGAAUUCUAGUCAUCCUCUUCCUACUGAUCCAUUACAGCUCGCCGCCCAAGCCUUGGGGCGACGUUAGCCAGAGCUUGAUCUACCAUCAAGUUCGAAAAUACUUGCUCCGUCUGCGCCAGGAGCACGUCAAAUUUUGGCGCCCUCAGAUCUUGCUUUUUGUGAGCGAUCUGGACAAACAGUAUAAAAUGGUUUCUUUCUGCAACUCGUUGAAGAAAGGUGCUCUGUUUGUGUUGGCCCACGUGCUUGUGACCGAAGAUUUUUCAGCAGCUGUCCCUGAGGCCCGCCGUCAGCAGACAGCGUGGACCAAAUUCGUCGAGUUUUCCAAGAUAAAAGCCUUUGUCAAUAUCUCCAUCUCGCCCGCCGCGGAGUGGGGGAUGCGGAAUAUCGUACUUAACUCUGGGCUGGGAGGCAUGCGACCAAACAUUGUUGUGAUUGACCAGUUCCGACAAGACCAAUCGCUUGUUGAAACGGUAUCCACGUACAGCGGUCGCAGGGACUCGAAAACCAGACGCGCAAGUACACGAGGUGAAGAGCCUCUUGGAUCCUCGAACCCACCAAUGAGCGGCCAGAGCUAUGUUACAAUCCUGGAAGACUUGUUGUUCAAGCUGCGAAUCAACGUUGCCGUUGCAAAAGGAUUUGAGGAUCUGGAACUACCGGAUCCUCAUGGUCGCCACACCAAGAAAUACAUUGACUUGUGGCCAAUCCAGAUGUCGGCCGAGCUUGGGGCUGAUCACGAGAGCAAGCAAAAUGUGCUGACCACCAACUUUGAUACCUACACUCUGAUCCUUCAACUGGGAUGUAUUCUCAACACUGUUCCGUCAUGGAAGAAGACAUACAAGAUCCGAGUUGCAGUGUUUGUGGAAUAUGAGACAGAUGUUGAGGACGAAAGAGGGCGAGUUGAAGCCCUUCUGGACAAACUACGCAUUGAGGCUGAAGUCAUCGUGUUCUGGCUUGCCUGCGGUGAUAUUCAGUCAUACCGAAUUAUUGUGAAUGGUGAUGCCUCGGCAGCUUCACCCGAAGCAGAGGCGAAAGUCCAGUCAGCUCUGCAAGGGGAGGACUGGUGGCAAGGAGUGCUACAAGCUCGUGCCCAUCAAAACCAAGACCCGCAGGACUCGGAUCGAGCAAGUGACAGCUUCCACCUGGACAAGUCGUAUAGCUGGCAAGGACCAUCCAGCCACGACAGCGGGAGUAGACCCUUGCAUCAGCGACUUCCGCGCGCUCGGGGAGUGAACCUUGGCAUGCAAACACACCGCUUAUUGGAUUCAUUUGUCGACUACGACAGCCCGGACAGUUCGAGCGAGACCGACGAUAGCGAUUUGGCUUAUAACAGUGACCCCGAGCCAGAGGACAGCGGUGAGGACCCUUACAGCGACCAAUAUGAACCUCCGUCGGGUUCAGGGUCCCCGAGGCCGCUCGGGAGAUCCAAGACCGACAACUAUAGUUCGGACGCCGAUUCCCCACGCGCACCGGUGCCCACGAGUUCGCAAGCGCAGGAGACUCCGCCCAACCGUUCGAUCCCCUCUAUUAUCGAGACGGGCGAUGACGCUUCACCGAAAAGCCGACCUGCAACCCAUCGGCCUCCCAUCAGCCGCUCCCCCUCGAGUAAUCGGUUCAGCUCUGCACCUAUCCCGGAAGCCAAAGUGAACCCGGAGGCCGAGGAGAACAAUGGACCGUCCAUUAUGUUCGCGGCCCAGAACUCACCGCCCCGAUUCGCCCCCAAGCUGGAUUCCAUCUACGCGCGUCGCCCGUCUGCCGUGUCUCCUACCUCACCCGGCACUCACAGUAGCUCACAUGUACACGCACAUUUACAUUCACAUGCGCAAGCACAAGCACAAGCACAAGCCACUGGGUAUCCCGGUGUGGCGUCAGUGCCGCUCUCCUUCAAUGACCUCCCCAGCCGGGCGCAGCAUUUGAUUCUGAACGAGUUGAUGGCACAGCAGAGUGGUGACACUGCGGUGAUCUUUACCACCCUGCCCUCUCCCGUUGAAGGCACCUCACUCAGCGCUGAAGACAGUGCGUCCUUCUUGAGUGACUUGGAGGUGCUAUGGCAAGAUCUGCCUCCGUGUCUGCUGGUGCACAGUAACAGCAUGACCGUGACGAUGAACCUAUGA